Messenger RNA from Populus nigra (black poplar), 2720 nucleotides. RefSeq names its product probable inactive receptor kinase At4g23740. Gene Ontology annotation, molecular function: ATP binding; protein kinase activity; protein binding. Bases 529 to 2430 code for a protein of 633 amino acids. Lineage: Eukaryota; Viridiplantae; Streptophyta; Magnoliopsida; Malpighiales; Salicaceae. The transcript has 4 exons. The record is from RefSeq and is a predicted model, not a curated record. Gene Ontology annotation, biological process: protein phosphorylation.
UUUCUAAUACGUUGUCUCUCUUUGUCUCCACAUGCACCCUCCUGUUCGUGCGCAUGGACUUUGCUUUCUCCAUGAUUAUCUAAUUAGUUUCUUGCAUGUGAUGCUGCUAUCUCAAGCAAAAACAGCUCAUAUUCAUCAAUCUUCUCCAUCAUUAAUAAUCAUCAUCAUUUAUCAUUGUCGUCUAGUACUUUUCCAACCUUUUCUUUCCUUCCCUUUGUCUGAUUUCUCGAGAAUGUACGUACCUGGUUCUGUGUCUUCUUCUUCUUCUGCUUCUUAACAUUGAAUGUUCAUGGGGAUUGUUAAGACUGUUUCACGGGAAAGAUAGAGGGACUAGUAGCUAAGCUGUUGCUUGCGGAUGUGGUAGCUAAGUUUUGAAGUGUUCUUCAUCCAAUCAUAACCAAAGAUGUUCGGUAAAAGAGAGCUGCAAAAGUCAAUAAAGAACCAACACAGUAUCUGAUGUUCCAAGGUUUGUGAAGAAACUUUGCUGUUCGUCUGCAGAUUUGUUCAACUGUUUGUUACUGAGAGAAAAUGAACAUGAAAAGAGGUCUGCUGUUCAUUUUCCAAUCAUUCCUCUUCUUUGGAGAAGUUCUCUUGUCAAUCACUGCUGACCCAGUUGAUGAUAAACAAGCUUUAUUGGAUUUCCUUCACAAUAUUCAUCACUCUCACCCUGUCAAUUGGCAUGAGAAUACUUCUGUGUGCAAUAGCUGGACAGGUGUGUCCUGUAGCAAUGAUAACUCUAGAGUUACAGCCCUCAGGUUGCCUGGAGUCGGUUUUCGUGGCCCAAUUCCACCCAACACUCUUAGUCGUUUGUCAGCAAUUCAGAUCCUAAGCCUCAGAUCUAAUGGUAUAUCAGGUUCUUUCCCUUAUGAUGAAUUCUCCAAGCUCAGAAACUUAACUAUCCUUUUUCUUCAAUCCAACAACUUCUCUGGCCCAUUGCCUUCAGAUUUCUCAAUUUGGAAUUAUCUCACUAUUCUUAAUCUUUCCAAUAAUGGCUUCAAUGGGAGAAUUCCACCUUCAAUAUCAAAUUUGACUCACCUCACAGCUUUGAGCCUUGCUAACAACUCCCUUUCAGGCAAUAUUCCUGAUAUAAAUGUUCCUAGUUUACAACAUCUAGAUUUAACCAACAAUAAUUUUACAGGAAGUUUGCCUAAGUCUCUUCAAAGAUUUCCAAGUUCUGCAUUUUCUGGUAAUAAUCUUUCAUCAGAAAAUGCCCUUCCUCCUGCUCUUCCAAUUCAUCCACCAAGUUCCCAACCAUCAAAAAAAUCCUCAAAAUUAAGUGAACCUGCAAUAUUGGCGAUUGCUAUUGGUGGCUGUGUACUGGGAUUUGUGGUUCUUGCUUUUAUGAUUGUUGUUUGCCACUCUAAGAAACAAAGGGAAGUUGGGUUAGCAACAAAGAACAAAGAGGUGUCUUUGAAGAAAACAGCUUCAAAGAGCCAAGAGCAGAACAACAGGCUAUUCUUUUUCGAGCAUUGUAGUCUUGCAUUUGACUUGGAGGACUUGUUGAGAGCAUCUGCAGAGGUUCUUGGUAAGGGAACGUUUGGGAUAGCUUAUAAGGCCGCACUCGAGGAGGCAACCACAGUGGUGGUGAAGAGGUUGAAGGAAGUGGCUGUGCCAAAAAAGGAGUUUGAGCAGCAAAUGAUUGCCGUUGGGAGUAUUAGGCAUGUGAAUGUGUCUCCAUUAAGGGCGUAUUACUAUUCCAAGGAUGAGAGACUAAUGGUCUAUGAUUUCUAUGAAGAGGGCAGUGUGUCUGCAAUGCUACAUGUUAAGAGAGGGGAGGGCCAUACUCCUAUGGACUGGGAAACAAGGCUGAAAAUUGCAAUUGGUGCAGCAAGGGGCAUUGCUCAUAUCCACACACAGAAUGGUGGCAAACUUGUCCAUGGAAACAUAAAAUCCUCAAACAUUUUCCUCAAUUCCCAAGGAUAUGGCUGUGUAUCAGAUAUCGGUUUGGCAUCAUUGAUGAGCCCAAUGCCCCCACCAAUAAUGAGGGCUGCAGGCUAUCGUGCCCCAGAAGUAACAGACACCAGGAAAGCAACCCAUGCAUCUGAUGUCUACAGUUAUGGGGUUUUUCUGCUCGAGCUUCUCACUGGAAAAUCCCCCAUGCAUACCACAGGUGGUGACGAGGUUGUUCACUUGGUGAGGUGGGUGAAUUCUGUGGUGAGAGAAGAGUGGACCGCUGAAGUAUUUGAUUUAGAGCUGUUAAGGUAUCCUAAUAUCGAGGAGGAAAUGGUGGAGAUGCUACAGAUAGGACUGUCUUGUGUAGUGAGGAUGCCAGAGCAGAGACCCAAAAUGCCUGAUGUGGUGAAAAUGGUGGAGGAAAUUCGGCAAGUAAGCACCGAAAACCCACCAUCCUCUGACAGUAAACUAGAAAUUUCAGUUGCAACCCCAUCACCACAAGCAGCUGAAGUAGGUUCUUCCUCUUCUGUUCAUUAGUGAGAUUGUUUCUUCCUGCUAUUAGUUGUUGUAAUACAAUUUUUGUCUUUAAUUUUUUGAAUUGGGCAGUUGGUUUGGGUUAAUUGAGUUUAUUUGCUGUAUAUCUUUAUAUUUCUGUGACAAAUUUUGUCAUGAAGUUAGUUUAACUACCCACUUCAAGCCUCCAACUGUAGGCGAAGACAAGUUGGGUUCUCUUCUGUUGUAUUAUUUAGUCAGGACUUCGAUGUUAUGCCUACGAGUCUGCAAUUUUUGCAGCAUAAUGUAACUCGAUCUCUCUCUGUAUUUUGAAA